AUGGGUCACGUGGCGCAAUCCAUGGCUUCCGGUGGUCAUCCUGAGGGCGCCGCGCUGGUCACCAGACAUGACCAGCUGGCUGGCAGUCUGGCUAGGCUGCAGAGACUGGCAGCGAGCAGGCAGGCCGCGCUCGUGGAGAGUGUGUGCAGCUCCGUGACGUCAUCUCGUGGUCGUCAUCCCUCCGCAGCGAGAUGUCAUCCCCAGCUGCCGCAGGCUCAGCAGCAGCUGAGGGCGGAGAAAGAGGCGCGCGACGACUGUUUCAAGGACGUACUGGCCAGGGGGCAGAGGUUACUGGAUGAGGAACGUCCCAGCUCAGCGGAGGAGAGGAGCGUUGCCGCGCGGCAGGUGGCGUUGGAGCAGCUGAUCGACUGGCGCUGCUUCCUGAGAGACGAUAAAAGUGAAAAGAAUAUUAAAAAAAACGUAAUGGAGUAG
This is a messenger RNA of Danaus chrysippus (African queen), 432 nucleotides long. The record is from the annotation of a GenBank genome assembly. Lineage: Eukaryota; Metazoa; Arthropoda; Insecta; Lepidoptera; Nymphalidae.